Frankliniella occidentalis (western flower thrips) is the source of this 1468-nucleotide messenger RNA. It is a transcript of the gene Phb2, whose product is annotated as prohibitin-2. Gene Ontology annotation, biological process: mitochondrion organization. Gene Ontology annotation, cellular component: mitochondrion; membrane. NCBI's taxonomy places the organism in Eukaryota, Metazoa, Arthropoda, Insecta, Thysanoptera, Thripidae. The coding region runs from base 135 to 1118 and encodes 327 amino acids. The record is from RefSeq and is a predicted model, not a curated record. The transcript is spliced from 8 exons.
CUCAUCGAUCGAGUUCAGCUCAGCUCCAAGUUCAUAAAGUCCUGUCCUCGUGUGUGCAUUUUACCAAGUGUUACAUCAGGUUAUUUGUGUUUAAUAGGUUCUCUCCAUCCCCAAAUUGUUUGUCUCCUUGAAACAUGGCGCAAUUCAACGUGAAUGACUUGCUCGGUCGCUUGGGCAAGACACCGAAAGGAGUAAAUACUGGUAUUACACUACUUGCUAUGGCUGGAGCUUCUGCCUACGGAGUCAGCCAGUCAAUGUUCACCGUGGAUGGUGGUCACAGAGCCAUUAUUUUCAGUAGAUUGAGUGGUGUCCAGAAAGAGGUGUACGCUGAAGGAUUACAUUUUAGACUUCCUUGGUUCCAAUACCCAGUCAUCUACGAUAUCCGGUCUCGACCAAGGAAAAUUUCCUCCCCUACUGGCUCAAAAGAUUUGCAAAUGGUUAACAUUUCUUUAAGAGUUCUCUCAAGACCUGAUGCCGCUAGCCUACCUGUUAUGUAUCGGCAGUUAGGUUUGGAUUAUGAUGAGAAAGUUUUGCCUUCAAUUUGUAAUGAAGUACUUAAAUCGGUCGUAGCCAAAUUCAAUGCCUCUCAGCUGAUUACUCAGAGGCAGCAGGUUUCUUUACUUGUCAGGCGAGAACUUGUUGAGCGAGCCAAGGACUUCAACAUAAUUCUUGAUGAUGUUUCCAUUACAGAACUCAGUUUUGGCAAAGAAUACACAGCUGCAGUUGAAUCUAAACAGGUUGCCCAACAAGAAGCUCAGAGAGCAGCAUUUGUUGUUCAGCGUGCCAUUCAGGAGAAACAACAGAAGAUUGUCCAGGCUGAGGGAGAAGCUGAAGCUGCCAAAUUGUUGGGUCAGGCUAUUGGUAUGAACCCAGGUUUCCUUAAGCUGCGUAAAAUCCGCGCUGCACAAACUAUUGCUAAAACUAUGGCCAAUUCUCAAAACAGGGUGUUCUUAAGUGGAUCCAACCUGAUGAUGAACAUUGGUGAUCCUGCAUUUGAUGAGGCCAGCGAGAAGCUUCUCAAAAGCGCUACUCUCGGGGGGCGCGGGGCUACUGUAGAGGGAGUCGUGAGCCAAUCUGCAGCCACAGCAGCCGAAAUUUUGGUGCGACCGACUCAAUAAAUCUGAGAUAAAAGGAUCUGUCAAGUUGCAAUUUGUUGAGCUACUUUGUCGGGCCAUGUCAGACACACACCAAAAUGACUGAAGAAAGAUUUGUGAAAAAGCUUGGAAUUUCUUUUGGAAAUCUUUGAACUUUGCGGCUUAUGAACUCUAUGCAUGAUGUACUUCAAAUUAGGAAUUGAUCUCUUGUUUGUGUAAACCAGUUUUUAAUUUUUACCCAUAUGUAAUGCUCUUGCAUUUGUAAUGUCAAUAGGUAUAGUAGUGUCUUAUAUUUUCAUGUUUCUGAAAAAUCUGUAUCAGUCAGAUUUUUGUUAUGCUUGUAGAGUAGUUUGGAGUCCAAAUUGAAUCUAAUU